AUGACAAGAGCUUCCGAUCGCCACAGCAACACCGACUCCGAAGCGAACUCCGUCAGGGUUCAGCGCAUCAGCAAACUCAGCGCCGUCCUCUGCCCGAUCGUGUGCGCCUUACUGCUGGUCACCAUUUUCGCGGUGUCCUUCAUAGGCGCCAAGCUGGCGUACGACCAGUACGACGCGAUAUGCGCCGACCGACGUUUCAAAGGCGCCAAACUCUACAUAAUACCCGAUUUCACCAACUUCACCCUCGAAAUACCCACCGUG
Molecule: messenger RNA, 261 nt
Organism: Iphiclides podalirius (scarce swallowtail)
Lineage: Eukaryota; Metazoa; Arthropoda; Insecta; Lepidoptera; Papilionidae
Source: the annotation of a GenBank genome assembly